CUCUCUCUCUCUCUCUCUCUCUCGAUUUAUAUAUGAACUCGGUAGUACGGAUAAUGUGUUGUUGAUUCAGGUCAAUCCGCAACUGUUCUCCACCGACAUUAAUCUGAUUCCGAGGGAAUCUUACCUGCGGAAUGGCAGAGUUUCGGAUUUUGAAUUGUGUUACGAGGCUUAUUUAUUUCAAGCGGCGUUGCAAGGGGAUUUGACGAAUUUGCGUGAUUGGUGGACAGAAACUAGAGAGUUUGAGUAAACUAUUUGAGAAUUUGAAGUUCUUGUGAGCGAUUGUUUGGUAUUGAAUUUUGACAUGAUGGGGAAGGGUGAAGGAGGCGACUUCCCUCCACAAAAUGCUCAAUCAGAUACGCAGGUAUCACAUUUUCCGGCGAAGAAGCUCGCCAGGCAGCUGGAUUUUACGGGGUUUUCUGGGGCUCCGGCGACUGUGGUGUUGCCACAGCACCCUCAGCGUCAGCUAAUUCAGUCGGCGCCUCCGCCGCCACAAUCAGAGUCACAGCACUCUUUAUUGUCGAUGCCAAUGAAAUCUCAGUCGCCUCUUCCUUCUACGUGGCCCGUAAAACCAGAGUCCCCUGAAAUGAGGUCAAGAACAAAUGAAGUAAAGGAUAGUACUCCAAAGAAGCAGAAACAGUGCAACUGCAAACACUCAAAAUGCUUGAAACUGUAUUGCGAGUGUUUUGCAUCUGGCACAUACUGUGAAGGGUGCAAUUGUGUAAAUUGUCAUAAUAAUGUUGAAAAUGAGUCUGCCAGGCGAGAAGCUGUCGAAGCUACCUUAGAGCGUAAUCCAAAUGCAUUCAGGCCAAAAAUUGCUAGCAGUCCGCAUCGAAUUCGGAAUACUAAGGAGGAGGCUGGUGAAGUUUUGAUGUUGGGAAAGCACAAUAAGGGAUGCCAUUGCAAGAAAUCAGGGUGCCUCAAAAAGUAUUGUGAGUGCUUCCAGGCCAACAUUCUCUGCUCUGAGAACUGUAGGUGCAUAGAUUGUAAAAAUUUUGAAGGUAGUGAAGAGAGGCAAGCUCUCUUCCAUGGUGACCAUGCCAACAACAUGGCAUACAUCCAGAAGGCAGCAAAUGCUGCCAUCACUGAUGCUAUUGGUUCCUCUGGUUUUGGAUGCCCUCCAGUACCAAAGAAAAGAAAAGGUCCAGAGCUCUUUGUUGGGUCAACAUCCAGGGAUUUGUCCAUUCAGAGUGUUGCACAUUUGCAACAGCCAAAAAUCAUAAAGCCAUCUGCUCCUUCCUAUUCUUCCUUUCCUGUUGCCCAUGCCAGUAACAGUGCAACUUUGGCCCAUUCCAAAGUUACAUACAAGUCUCUUUUAGCAGACAUCAUUCAACCACAGGACUUGAAGGAGUUAUGCUCAGUUUUAGUGGUAUUUUCGACCGAAGCUGCCAAGACUCUGGCAGACCAAAGAAAUGUGUUGAAGAGGCGGGCAGAAGAUAAGAAGGAAAUUUCCUAUGCUUCAUCAGCUCAAGAUCGGCUACAAAGCCAGGAGUUUAAAGUAGAGAAAGAUGUAGUUCAUGACUGCUCAGGCAAAAACCAGGCUGAGAAAACCAACCUUGGUAACUCCAAUGGAGAUGGUGUGGAUAUAUCAAAAAGAAGACCAAUGUCUCCUGGAACUCUUGCAUUGAUGUGUGAUGAACAUGAUACAAUGUUCAUGGCUCCUCCUUCUGUAAAAGAGUUAAUGAGCAACAGCCGUAACACUUCUUCACAGUUGCCACAUGGGCAAGGCAUGACAGAAGUCUAUGCAGAGCAAGAAAGGAUAAUACUGACUAAGUUCCGAGAUUGUCUCAACAGGCUUAUCGCUAUAGGAGAAAUAAAAGAAACAAACUGUUUCUCAAUGGCCAAAACUGAUUCAGGAGGUGUAAAAGACCAAGUAAGCAAUGCUGGUACAAAUGUCAGAACAGAAACAAGGAAUCAAGAAGAACCCUUUAGCAAUGUUAUUGCCAAAACAGCUGCUUCCAGUACCGACCUGCUGUUGAAGAUUCCAGCCAUUGCAAAAAUAGGGAUUUAAAACCAAAGGCUGAGAAAGAGACUUAAAAAGGAUUGAACUAAUGGCAAAGAAGCUAAACUCAAUCAAAUUCAAAACCAAUGGGUGAUUACAGAUUACUGACACUUCCCUAUCCUAAACUGGACUGAAGAACAAGCAAAAAGGACAGCUAACUGCAAAGAUGGACUC
Molecule: messenger RNA, 2173 nt
Organism: Diospyros lotus (date-plum)
Lineage: Eukaryota; Viridiplantae; Streptophyta; Magnoliopsida; Ericales; Ebenaceae
Product: protein tesmin/TSO1-like CXC 5
Exons: 9
Coding region: 302-2008 (568 amino acids)
Biological process (GO): regulation of DNA-templated transcription
Cellular component (GO): nucleus
Source: RefSeq, a predicted model, not a curated record